Colletotrichum lupini is the source of this 636-nucleotide messenger RNA. Its product is annotated as 3-hydroxyanthranilate 3,4-dioxygenase. The transcript has 5 exons. The coding region runs from base 1 to 636 and encodes 211 amino acids. Gene Ontology annotation, biological process: quinolinate metabolic process; 'de novo' NAD+ biosynthetic process from L-tryptophan. Lineage: Eukaryota; Fungi; Ascomycota; Sordariomycetes; Glomerellales; Glomerellaceae. The record is from RefSeq and is a predicted model, not a curated record. Gene Ontology annotation, cellular component: cytoplasm. Gene Ontology annotation, molecular function: 3-hydroxyanthranilate 3,4-dioxygenase activity; iron ion binding.
AUGCUUGGACCCCCUGUCAACCUGCCCAAGUGGCUAGAGGAGAACUCUCACCUUCUCAAACCCCCAAUCAACAACUACUGCGUCUACAAUGAGGACUUCACCGUUAUGAUCGUCGGCGGUCCCAACGCCCGAACAGACUACCACAUCAACCAGACCCCCGAAUGGUUCUACCAGUACAAGGGCGCCAUGAUGCUCAAGGUCGUCGACGAGGGCGUCUUCAAGGACGUCAUCAUCCGCGAGGGCGACAUGUUCCUGCUCCCCGGCAACACCCCGCACAACCCCGUCCGCUUCGCCGACACGGUCGGCGUCGUGCUCGAGCAGCGACGACCGGAAGGCUCCAUCGAUCGCAUGCGCUGGUACUGCGAGUCUUGCCGCGAGGUCGUCCACGAGGCGGCCUUCCACUGCACCGACCUCGGCACGCAGAUCAAGGCUGCUGUCGAGGCGUUCAAGGCCGACGAGGGGGCGAGGACGUGUAAGAAGUGCGGCGUUGUCGCCGAGGCGGCGCCGAAGCCUGGGUCGAUUAAGGAUCCUAACCUGGAUGUGAUCUUUCAGGUUUGGGUAUUUGUUAUGAUCCAGGCUGAGAUGUUCACACCUCGGCCCAUUUUUUAUAUGAGACCCAACAUGACUUUUCUGUAA